Trichogramma pretiosum is the source of this 7950-nucleotide messenger RNA. RefSeq names its product fatty acid synthase-like. The transcript has 12 exons. NCBI's taxonomy places the organism in Eukaryota, Metazoa, Arthropoda, Insecta, Hymenoptera, Trichogrammatidae. Gene Ontology annotation, biological process: fatty acid biosynthetic process. The record is from RefSeq and is a predicted model, not a curated record. Bases 359 to 7600 code for a protein of 2413 amino acids. Gene Ontology annotation, molecular function: fatty acid synthase activity; oxidoreductase activity; 3-oxoacyl-[acyl-carrier-protein] synthase activity.
UAAAAAGCCCAGUAUUGCAAGCGCGACGUUUAGUCGCGCACUCGCGGUCUUCUACAUACAUCGUGUACCGCGGGGGUGUCCUGUUUUUUUUCUGUCUCCUUGUCUCUCUCUGAAUAAAGUAUCACGCACGCACGCAGUCGUCUUCAGCUCGUUCAUCUAUCGAGUUCGUUGAAUAUUUAAAAAGAGUCCUAUAAUUGAAGUUUAUUAAAAAUAUCCGAUCGAAUCGUUUGGCGAAAACAAUUUUCGAAUAGCUAUACAUGUGAUUUGAAAAAAAAAUAAAGUGAUACCACGCAGUGAUAAUUGGCUAAAAAAAAACUUUUGUAAAACCGACACAGUUGUUUGUAAGUGAGGCAGAAAAAUGGCGACGAAAAUUUACGACUCCGAGCCGCGCAUCCGGAAGCUGGCUCCGGUGCCACCGGAGGAGGAGAUCGUCAUCAGCGGUAUCUCCGGCCGAUUUCCCGAUUCCAACAACAUGAAGCACUUCGAGGAGAAUCUCAUGAACAAGGUCGACCUGGUGACGGACGACGAUCGUCGUUGGAAACUCGACCAUCCCGAGAUCCCUCAGAACACGGGAAAAAUCAACAAUGUGUCGAAAUUCGACGCGCUCUUCUUCGGGGUGCACUUCAAGCAGGCGCACACCAUGGACCCCAUGUGCCGCAUGCUGCUGGAGCACGCCUACGAGGCCAUCGUCGACGCAGGAAUCAAUCCGAAGCAGCUCCGGGGCAGUCGUACGGGCGUCUUCAUCGGGGCCUGCUUCUCCGAGUCCGAGAAGACCUGGUUCUACGAGAAGCUUCAGGUAAACGGCUUCGGUAUCACGGGCUGCAGCCGGGCCAUGCUGGCCAAUCGGAUCUCGUACUGGCUGGGCGUGACCGGGCCGAGCUACGCCGUCGACACGGCCUGCAGCUCGAGCCUGUUCGCCCUCGAGCACGCCUACAGAUCGAUACGCGACGGCCUCUGCGACGCUGCCAUUGUGGGCGGCGCCAAUCUCUGCCUGCAUCCCUACGUCUCGCUGCAGUUCUCCCGUCUCGGCGUCUUGUCACCCGACGGUCGCUGCAAAUCCUUCGACGAGUCGGCCAACGGCUACGCUCGCUCCGAGGCCGUGGCCUGCGUCUUUCUGCAGAAGGCCAAGGACUCCAAACGAGUCUACGCCACCGUGGUGCACGCCAAGACCAAUUGCGACGGCUUCAAGGAGCAGGGCAUCACCUUCCCGUCGAGCAUCAUGCAGGGCGCCCUGCUCAAGGAGUUCUACGAGGAGCUCGGCGUGCCACCCACUUCGCUGAGCUUCGUCGAGGCUCACGGUACCGGGACCAAAGUCGGCGACCCCGAGGAGGUCAACGCCCUCGACCGCGUGUUCUGCACCGGUCGCAAGGAUCCGCUGUGGAUCGGCUCGAUCAAGUCGAAUCUCGGCCACUCGGAGCCCGCCUCGGGUCUCUGCUCAGUGGCCAAGAUCGUCAUCGGCAUGGAGUCGGGCCUGAUACCGCCCAAUCUCCACUACAAGAACACGCGCAAGGGCAUCGAGGCCCUGGAGAAGGGUAGAUUGAGGGUCGUCACGGAGCCGACGCCCUGGAAGGGAGGAUUGGUCGGCAUCAAUUCGUUCGGUUUCGGCGGCGCCAACGCCCACAUUCUGCUCAGGUCGAAUCAGAAGGAGAAGAUCAACGGUGGUCAGCCGCAGGACGAUCUGCCGAGAUUGGUCGCCGUUUCCGGACGAACGGAAUUGGCCGUUCAAACGAUUCUGGACGAUUUGGAGAAAAGACCCACCGACGUGGAGUACGUCAGGCUUCUGCACGACAUCCACACGGAAGACAUCAACGGCCAUCUGUACAGAGGCUACACCAUCCUACCGCCUCGCGGUCUCGUUAAGCAAUCGCCGCGAGAGAUCGAGAAUUAUCUGGGAGUGAAGAGGCCCGUGUGGUUCGUUUUCUCGGGAAUGGGAUCGCAGUGGCCCGCAAUGGGAGAAUCGUUGAUGCGUCUGCCCGUGUUCGUCGAGGCGAUCAAGAAGUGCGACGCGGCUCUGAAACCCCACAAAAUCAACAUCGUCGACAUCAUCACCAACAAGGACAAGAAGACCUUCGACAACAUUCUCAAUUCUUUCGUAGGAAUCGCGGCUAUUCAGAUCGGUCUCGUCGACGUUCUACGUUCGGUCGGCAUCGAGGCCGACAACUACAUCGGCCACUCGGUCGGCGAGCUCGGCUGCGCCUACGCCGACGGCUGCUUCACGGCCGAGCAGAUGAUUCUCGCCGCUUACUCGCGCGGCCUCGCCUCCAUCGAGACCAAGUUCGUGCACGGCUCGAUGGCCGCCGUCGGCCUCGGCUACGCCGAGCUCAAGGAGAUGUGCCCGGCCGACAUCGAGAUCGCCUGUCACAAUUCCGCGGACAGCGCCACCAUCAGCGGGCCCGCCGAGUCCAUGAAGGCCUUCGUGGCCAAGCUGCAGGCCAACAACGUCUUCGCCAAGGAGGUGCCGUGCAGCAACAUACCCUAUCACAGUCGCUACAUCGCUCAGGCGGGCCCCAAACUGCUGGCCUACCUGCAGAAGGUCAUACCGAGUCCGAAGCCGAGGAGCUCCAAGUGGCUGAGCACGUCGGUGCCGCGCAGCAAGUGGGAGACCCCAGCGGCGCGACUGUCCUCCGCCGAGUAUCACACCAACAAUCUGCUGAGUCCGGUGCUGUUCGAGGAGACGUCGCUGCUCAUACCCAAGGACGCGGUGACCAUCGAGAUAGCCCCGCACGGACUGUUACAGGCGAUUCUGAAGAGAUCGCUGGCCCCCACGGUGACCAAUAUCGCCCUGACUCGUCGCGGCCACGAGGACAACGUCGAGGUGCUGCUGCAGGGUCUGGGCAAGCUGUACAACGCCGGACUGCAGCCGCAGCUGCACAAGCUGUAUCCGCGCGUGCAGUAUCCGGUGAGCCGAACGACGCCGAUGCUCAGCCACCUGAUCAAGUGGGAGCACUCCGAGGACUGGUUCGUCACGUCGUACCGUCUGCAGGAAAAGAUCACGUCGGGCGAGCGUCUCGUGUCCGUCACCCUCGCCGACGAGGACUUCGAGUUCAUGUCCGGCCACGUGAUCGACGGCAGAAAUCUGUUCCCCGCCACGGGCUAUCUGUCGCUGAUCUGGGAGACCCUGGGCAUGAUGCGGGGCGAGCUCUACACCGAGGUCUCGGUCGUCUUCGAGGACGUCAAGUUCCUCAGAGCCACCACCAUACCGAAGGAGGGCAUCAUCGAGUUCACCCUCAUGAUACAGAAGGGCACGGGCAGAUUCGAGGUCGUGGAGGGUGGAGCAGCGGUGGUGACGGGCUUCGUCAGAGCCACCGACAAACCCAGCGCCGAGAAGGUCGACCCGAAGAUACUGCAGCCGAACAACGACGAGGAGAUCAUGACGUCGCGCGACGUCUACAAGGAGCUGCGCCUGAGGGGCUAUCACUACAGCGGCAUGUUCCGCAGCCUGAAGAGCUCGACGUGCGACGGCACCAAGGGCCACAUUCUCUGGCACAACAAUUGGGUCGCCUUCAUGGACAACAUGCUGCAGAUGCAGAUUCUCGGCAGCGAUACCCGAGGAUUGUUCGUGCCGACGGGUCUGAUGAAGUUGGUCAUCGACACGAAGACGCAUCUCAACGAGAUUCGUACUAUGGAUGAUGAGAACAAAGAGUUCUCCGUGAUCGUCAACAAAACUCUCAACCUCAUCUCGGCCGGUGGCGUCGAGAUUCGCGGCCUCAAGGCCAGCGCCAUCUCCCGCCGCAAACCCGCCGGCGAGCCCGUCCUGGAGAAGUACCAAUUCAUCGCGCACCGCGACCGCGCCGAGACCAGCCUGCGUGAUCUCGCUCGCAUCGCCACCCACAUUGGUCUCGAGAAUCACAUGGGCAUCAAGGUCCGCACGCUGGAGCUCGUGGAGGAGUCGGACAAGGUGCCCGUGGAGGAGUUGCUGUCGCCGCACCUGGCCGAGGCGCUCGGCGACAUGCCCCUGAUCCAGGCCGACGUCAAUCUGGCCGGUAACAAUCUCGAGAUCGAGGACGGCGCGCUGCCUGCCAACGUCGUCGUGACCGAGCCCAAGAAGAUCGUGGGCGAAUCGAACGCGCUGCUGGCCGUCGGCCACAGACUGCUGGAGCGCGCCGAGAAUCUCAAUCUGCUGCUGGAGGGUCUGAAGGAGGGCGGUUUUCUGUUGACGCGCGAGGACGCCGCAGCGGUGGACUCGAAGCGAGCCGAGGAGUGGGCGCAGGCCAGCAAUCUGCACCUGAUCGCGGAGAAGAGAUCGGGCAGUCACGUGUACGUGCUGCUGCGCAAGAAGGAGAAGAUGUACAAGAAGACGAUCGUGAUCAACGUGAGCAACGACAAGUUCGACUGGGUCGACGAGAUGAAGAAGAUCAUGACGGAGGAGAUCGAGAAGGAGACGGCCAGUCAGCUGCGCAUCGUCUUCGUGAGCGAGGGCAACUUCGAGAGCGGCCUCAUCGGUUUCAUCAACUGUCUGAGAAAAGAGGCCGGUGGCGAGAUAGUUCGAGGACUGCUGAUCCAGGACACCAAGGCGCCCAAGUUCUCGCUGCAGAAUCCCUUCUACACGAACGAGCUGCACAAGGACUUGGCCAUGUCGGUGCUGGGCAUCGACGGCCAGUGGGGCAGCUACAGGCAUCUGCCGUUGCCCGCCCUGGAGCCCAAGCCCGUGCGACACGCCUGGGCCAAUCAGCUGGUGCGCGGCGAUCUCAACUCGCUGUGCUGGCUCGAGGGCCCCAUACAGACGGGCUUCGAGCACGACGAUCUCGUCAACAUCGUCUACUCGUCCAUCAAUUUCCGCGACGUCAUGCUGUCCACGGGCAAGCUGGCCGUCGAGGUGGUGGCCAAGACGCGGCAGUCGCAGGAGUGCGUGCUCGGCUUCGAGUACACCGGGGUCACCAGUAGGGGCGGCCGACGCAUCAUGGGCAUGAUCGAGAAUCGCGCCAUGACCAAUCUCUGCCUGCUCGAUCCCAAUCUCACCUGGGAGGUGCCGGCCAACUGGAGCCUGGAGGACGCCGCCACGGUGCCGUGCGUCUACGGUACCUGCUACUACGCCCUCUAUCUGUCGGGCAAGAUGAAGAAGGGCGACAAGGUGCUGAUUCACGCGGGCUCCGGUGGAGUGGGUCAGGCCGCCAUCACUCUGGCCCUGUUCCAGGGCUGCGAGGUCUUCACCACCGUCGGCACGCCCGACAAGCGUCGCUUCAUACGCGAGCACUUCCCCCAGAUCCCCGAGAGCCACAUCGGCAAUUCGCGCGACACCAGCUUCGAGCAGCUGAUAAUGCGCGAGACCGAAGGCAGGGGUGUGGACAUCGUGCUGAACAGUCUGGCCGAGGAGAAGCUGCAGGCCUCGGUGAGGUGUCUCGCCCAGGGCGGCCACUUCCUCGAGAUCGGCAAGUUCGAUCUGGCCGCCAACAAUCCGCUGGGCAUGGAGUGCUUCCUGAAGGAGAUCAGCUUCCACGGCAUCAUGUUGGAUAAUCUGUUCAACGCCCCGGACGAGCAGAAGAGACAUCUGAGGGAUAUCAUGGCGGUCGGUUUGAAGAACGGAGCUAUCAAGCCGUUGACGAGAACCGUGUUCCCGAAAGACCAGAUGGAGGCCGCGUUCAGGUACAUGGCGGCCGGCAAGCAUAUCGGUAAAGUCAUCAUCAAGGUACGCGAGGAGGACGAGGCGCCUAACACGCCGAUGCUGGCACUGCCGCGCUAUCACUGCCUCGAGGAUCGCAGCUACCUGAUUCUCGGCGGUCUCGGUGGUUUCGGUCUCGAAUUGGCCGACUGGUUGGUACUGCGCGGUGCCAAGCACCUGGUCAUCACGUCGCGCACGGGCAUACGCAACGGCUACCAGAAGAUGCGCGUCGAUCUCUGGAAGAGCUACGGCACGAACGUCGUGAUAGUCUCGGGCAAGGACGCCUCGAAGCGCGACGACUGUAAGGCCAUCAUCGAGAUCGCGGCCAAUCUGGCGCCCGUCGACGCCAUCUUCAAUCUCGCGGUGGUGCUCAAGGACGCGAUCUGGGACAAUCAGACGCCCGAGACGUUCGAGGAGUCGUUCCGCGCCAAGGCCUGGUCGACCAAGCAUCUGGACCAUCUGACGCGAUCGCUCUGCCCCAAGCUCCGACAGUUCGUCGUGUUCUCGUCGGUCUCUUGCGGAAGAGGUAACGCCGGUCAGACGAAUUACGGCAUGUCGAACUCGGUGAUGGAGAGGAUCUGCGAGAGGCGGGCCGCCGAGGGUCUGCCCGGCCUGGCCGUGCAGUGGGGAGCGAUCGGCGACGUCGGCCUGGUCGCCGAUAUGCAGGAGGACAACAAGGAGCUGGUCAUCGGUGGAACUCUGCAGCAGAGGAUAUCCUCUUGUCUGCAGGAGCUCGACGGUUUUCUACGCCAGCAGGCGCCUAUAGUCUCGAGCAUGGUCGUGGCGGAGAAGCGAGCAGGCGGCGCUGGCACCCUGAACGUCGUCGACACGGUCCUCAACAUCAUGGGCCUCAAAGACCUCAAAACCGUCAGUCCGCAGACGUCGCUGGCCGAGCUCGGCAUGGACUCCAUGAUGGCCGUGGAGAUCAAGCAGACGCUGGAGCGCGAGUUCGAGCUCUUCCUCACGGCCCAGGACAUCAGAUCGCUGAACUUCGCCAAGCUCCAGGAGAUGGCCGCGAAGAACGCCGAGGCGAGCAAGAAGCGGGGCGGCGCCGACGCCGACAAGAACGCCGAGGUCAUCACGGGCAUGAAGCUGCUGGUGCGCGUCGUCGGCACGGCCGACUUCAAUCCGGAGGUCUGUCUGCCGCUGGCCACCAAGCAGGAGGGCAAAGCCGAGAUAUUCAUGAUACCCGGUAUCGAGGGUAUCGGCAAGGUCUUCGACAAUCUCGCCCUCAAGAUCAAGGCCCCUGCCUACUGUCUGCAGCUCGGCACGAGCGAUCUCAAUUCCGACAUCAAUGCCAUGGCCGAUAAAUUGACACCGUACAUACUGGAGAGGAGCGCGGACCGUCGGGACUUCCUCGUGGUCGGCUACUCGUUCGGCUCGAUGAUCGCCAUCGAGAUCGUGAGGAGGCUCGAGGCCACGGGCAUGACCGGCAAGCUGAUCAUCGUCGACGGCUCGCCCGAGCUCAUGAAGCGCGUCCAGAACCAGCAGCUGGCCUCCAACAGCGACGAGGAGCUACAGAGCAACGUGCUGCUCGGCAUGAUGGACAUACUGUCGCCCGCCGACAGCGCAGCGCUCGUGACGGAACUGGAGAAACACGACAAGUGGGAGACGAAGCUCGCGGCCUUCCUCCAGCGCUGGGUCAACGUGCCCGGCAUCACCAUGUCCCAGGAGAACCAGGCGGCCUUCUGCACGUCCGUCUACAGGCGGCUGCAGGCCGUGCAGGCCUACGACGCCUCGGCGGCGGGCAAGAUCAAGACGCCCAUUAUGCUGCUGAAGCCGACCCAGCCGACGCUGCGCGCCGUGCCCGAGGACUAUCUGCUGGGCGAGGUGACCAGCGACAAGGUGGAGAUACACUACGUCGAGGGCAAUCACGUGACGAUUCUCGAUCACAACAAGGUCGCCAAGGCCAUCAACGGCGAGCCCCUCGAGGACGCCGAGGAGUUCAAGCAGCUCAUCUUCCAGGGAGAGAUCGACAAAGUCGCGAGUCUCGUGAAUUAACGCGAUGGAGAGCGCGCGUGCGGAGACAAACGCAGAGCGGGAAAUUGUCAUUAUCGAGAGAACUUUGUUAAGUUUUUUUUUUCGUCAUUCAUUUAAUCUCUAUUUUCUAUGUUAGGCAUUAAAAUGUAUAAUACUUAGAUCAUAGUUAUUGUAUUAUUCAAGAAAAGUAUACGUUAUACAUCGUCUCGUAAUAAUAAUAUUAAUAAUGUCUUAGACAAGCUUUGGGGUUCACGAUAUACAGCUAGUUUUGAAAAUGUAAAAUCAUUAUAGAUUGAUUUUUUUUGUUUUGUUUUAUUGGAAAACGGACGAUCGGAAAGGAAAUAAUUGACGUAAUAAACAGUUUUGUAUCA